AUGAUGAGAAGUAACCAAACUACUAUGGUGACAGAGUUUUUCUUCUCUGGAUUUCCCCAGUUUGAAGAUGGUAGCCUCUUCUUCUUCAUUCUUUUGUUCAUCAUCUAUAUAUUCAUCAUUAUUGGAAAUCUCAUUGUGUUUUUUGCAGUUAGGAUGGACUCUCGUCUCCACAACCCCAUGUAUAAUUUCAUCAGCAUUUUCUCAUUUCUGGAGAUUUGGUACACAACUGCAACAAUCCCCAAAAUACUCUCCAAUCUUAUCAGUAAGCAGAGGACCAUCUCCAUGGUAGGCUGCCUCUUACAGAUGUACUUCUUUCAUUCCCUGGGAAAUUCAGAGGGGAUUUUGCUGACCACUAUGGCUAUUGAUAGGUAUGUUGCCAUUUGUAAUCCUCUCCGCUACCCAAUCAUUAUGACCCCUCGGCUGUGUGCUCAGCUCUCUGCAGGUUCCUGCAUCUUUGGCUUUCUUGUAUUGCUCCCCGAGAUUGCAUGGAUUUCCACGCUGCCCUUCUGUGGCCCCAACCAUAUCCAUCAGAUCUUCUGUGACUUUGAACCUGUGCUGCGUUUGGCCUGUACAGACACGUCCAUGAUUCUGAUUGAGGAUGUGAUCCAUGCUGUGGCCAUCAUCUUCUCUGUCUUGAUUAUUGCCAUUUCUUAUAUAAGAAUCAUCACUGUGAUCCUGAGGAUCCCUUCUGUUGAAGGUCGCCGGAAGGCUUUCUCUACCUGUGCAGCUCAUCUCGGUGUCUUUCUGAUGUUCUAUGGCAGUGUGUCCCUCAUGUACUUGCGUUUCUCAGCCACUUUCCCACCCAUUUUGGACACAGUCAUUGCACUCAUGUUUGCAGUCCUUGCUCCUUUUUUCAACCCUAUCAUCUACAGUUUGAGAAAUAAGGACAUGAAAAUAGCAAUUAAGAAGCUUUUCUGCCCUUAGAAGAUGUUUAUUGCAUUUGCAAGUUAA
Molecule: messenger RNA, 951 nt
Organism: Sciurus carolinensis (gray squirrel)
Lineage: Eukaryota; Metazoa; Chordata; Mammalia; Rodentia; Sciuridae
Product: olfactory receptor 6K3-like
Exons: 1
Biological process (GO): G protein-coupled receptor signaling pathway
Cellular component (GO): membrane
Molecular function (GO): G protein-coupled receptor activity; olfactory receptor activity
Source: RefSeq, a predicted model, not a curated record